AUGGACGACACCACCACCACCAACAACGGCGAUGAAGCCGAUGAUCCCGAAUCCCACCUUCAGGAUGUAGUCAACGAUGUGGAUCUGGACAGUGCGACGGAAGAAGAGCCCUUGACUCUCGACCCAACGCAAGACCCCUCCCUCGUCGGCCUUCGCGAAAUCUCUUCCCUCGCCUCCUGGUCCGUCUCGACCCACAAGCCCUCCUGCGGCGUCGACGCCCUCCGCAACCUCAAUCCGAGCCAAUUCUGGCAGUCGGACGGUCCGCAGCCGCACUUGCUCACCAUACACUUUUUCAAGUUGGUCAAGAUUGUCAAGAUGAGGGUCUACUUGGAUUUUCAGCUGGAUGAGAGUUAUACGCCUACGAAGAUGCAGUUUUGGGGUGGGACUGGGAUGUAUGAUCUUGUCUCGUUCUACGAAUGGCGUGGUGAAGAGCCGCGGGGCUGGAUUGAUGUCGAUCUUGAGGGCGUCGGUGUGGGUGGCAAGGCUGAGCUGAGGGCAUUUGUGGUGCAGGUACGCGUGUUGGAGAACCAUCAGAAUGGAAAGGAUACGCAUGUUCGUGGCGUGCAGAUCUUCGCGCAGGACGACAAGAUUAAAAAGCCGAGAGCCGCAGUGGCUGACGAAGAUGGUAAAAACACGAAUGGUGUUGAGGGAAUUGAGGUUAUGGGCAUGGAAGAACCGGAUUGGAUGCAAGAUCCCGAAAUUCGAUGA
Messenger RNA from Letharia columbiana, 708 nucleotides. RefSeq lists its product as uncharacterized. Gene Ontology annotation, cellular component: anaphase-promoting complex. The record is from RefSeq and is a predicted model, not a curated record. The transcript has 3 exons. Lineage: Eukaryota; Fungi; Ascomycota; Lecanoromycetes; Lecanorales; Parmeliaceae. Gene Ontology annotation, biological process: anaphase-promoting complex-dependent catabolic process; protein K11-linked ubiquitination. Bases 1 to 708 code for a protein of 235 amino acids.